UAACCUCUUUUGUUCGUUUUUUUAUGUAUGUUCUUGCUUCUUAGCCGGCGAAUGCAUAGCAAGAGGAUCAUCAUCAUCCCCUCAUCCUCCACUUUUUGCACUGCAAAUCCAGAUGAAGAACCCUAAAUUACUACCAUUCAUACACACCUCCCUUUUCUCUUCUUCACCCUUGGUCUAUAAUUACAACCACCAUCGAUCCUUGAGGUUUCUUUCUCAUUCACUCGUCCUACAAAACCCCAAUCCCCCUUUACCUUUUUCAGUAUUUGGGUUUCAUCGUUCUCUAUAUCUUGAGCCUAAUAUACCCCCAAGCUCUAAUCUUUCCUCUGCAAAUCGUCCCGUUGAUGAUGGUGCUGUUUUACAGAAUUGUUUUUGGGGUGAGAAAGCUCUGUCUAUUGCUCAAGAUGUGUUGCUACAGUUUGGUGAUGAUAUAAAAAUCUUUGCUUUUAAUAUUUACCCGAAAGGACGUGGAUGUAUUUAUGUCAGACUGGACAGACUCUGUAAUCAGUUCCUGAGCAUGGAGGAUAUUCAAAGUUAUAGUCAUGAAUACAAGAAAAAACUAGACGAAGCAGGAGCAGUUGGUGACAUCCCUAGUGAUUUGGCUAUUGAGGUGUCGUCUCCUGAUGCAGAUCGACUACUAAGAAUACCGGAUGAUUUACAACGUUUUAAGAACAUGGCAAUGCGGGUGAAGUAUGCUGAUUCUAAAUCCAUGAAAAAAGAAGGAAUAUUCUUUUUGGAAUCUAUUGAAAUGGAUUCUGGAAGUUGUGUAUGGAGGUUGGCUGAUGUAAAAGAAAAUCGACACCCUUCAGCUAAAGGAAGACCAUUGACCCGCAAACAAAAGGACUGGAGACUCAAACUGCCAUAUGAAAUGCUCGAGCAGGUGACUCUGUAUAUACCUUUGAGGGGUGUUUAGAUGUUGAACCUUUUGAAAGUUAUUAAACUGGGCCUUGUACACGCCCAUCCAUUCAUGCCCGCCUUCAAGUUUUGGUUAUGUAGUGACUUUUGCUAGUUUCUUGAGCAGCAAAAGCAUGCCGCCUACCUGUAGUCAUGGUAUGGUUAUUAUGUAUUGCGCUGAUUGUGUGGCAUUUUCUAUUCAACAUCGUUGAUCAUACCAUAAACAAAUAUAGGGUGGAAGCUAAAUUACUUGUGAGGUGAUGAGGUCAUACAACAACAUGAUACAUGAAUGAUUCCAUGGUGACUUAAAAUGAAUGUAUCAGUUGAUUUCAGAAAGUGAGAUGAGGGCUGAGAUGAUUUAUUUAUCUAUGUGUGUAUUGUGAAGACAUCUCAGGCAGGCAGGCUAAACAAGUCAAACCAUAAUGUACCUUAGAUUACCAUGAGUUUGCACACAAUUAAUAUCGAAU
Molecule: messenger RNA, 1358 nt
Organism: Helianthus annuus (common sunflower)
Lineage: Eukaryota; Viridiplantae; Streptophyta; Magnoliopsida; Asterales; Asteraceae
Exons: 2
Coding region: 113-910 (265 amino acids)
Biological process (GO): ribosomal small subunit biogenesis
Source: RefSeq, a predicted model, not a curated record